Molecule: messenger RNA, 1869 nt
Organism: Symbiodinium pilosum
Lineage: Eukaryota; Dinophyceae; Suessiales; Symbiodiniaceae
Source: the annotation of a GenBank genome assembly
AUGGCGGCGAAUGCCAUGAAUCUUUCCUUGAUACCGGCAGUGGACGACAUGAUUUCUCGAACAACUGCUUGGCAGUCCAGUGCUGAUGGUCGCACAAGCUUGCUCGAUGCCUUGCAGAAGUUGUUCAAGGCCUAUGACAUCAACGAAGCUGGGAAGAUUGCGUGCAGUGAUUUCGUGAAACUGGAAAUACGCAAUGGUCUGGAUCAGGGCGAUCCGCGCAGGAUCCUGCAAGCCUUCCCCAAGAUGAUGCGCGCUGACGCUUCUGGGUCAGGGAUGCUGAACUUCUUAGAGUUUUGUGCAGCCCAAUUGGCAUUACCAGAUCAAGACAGCGUAUCACGGAAAAUUCCUUCCAUUGCAGACUUGUUGCGUGCAGCCAAGCGGGACCUUGCCAGCACGUUGUCCGAAAGGUGGCGAAUGGGAGCGCGUUAUUCCGUCGAGAUUCGUCAGGAGCUUCAGCAGGUGUUCUCUGGCUGGAAAGUAGAAGGUGCUUCAUGCCUAUCUCCAUGCGAUUGGGUGAUGGCAGCGAAAAUUGUGGAGGCGGAAUGCGACAACAUUUUAAGUGCAAGGUGGACGGGUGAGGCAUCCUUUGCAGAAGCAGAUCGAAACCGUGAUGGGCUACUUGAUCUGGAGGAGUUCCUUUCCUUCAGCUGUGGGGUGGUCGAAGAGUUCUUUGAGCAGGAUUUGUCAGGUGCCUUGCAUAUGCUGAGGAAGGUGAAGUCACAUCAUGACAGCCGCCCUCCCACCCUGAACGUCAAGAUUGCCGUGCACAUGCCGCAAGCCUUCGGCGUUUUCCAACUCCCAAACCAGGCACAGCAUUUGGAGUCUGCUUACCGCCAUGCUUUGGAUUUGGAGCUGCCAAGUUCGAUCACGAGGCUCUCUGAUUUUCUGACGGUGUUACGGCUCAAGCUUGGUCUGAUACGCAUGUGGUUCGCUGUCUUUUGGCAAUCACCUGGUCGUAGCAUGGAGAAGCACCUUGACUUGCUGUCUCCAGAGAAUGGCCACAAGCUCCUGCACGAAACCUUCGACGGGGCAGCCAAGAAAACAGGCUUCGUUGCGCCGACGAUUUACAUUACAAACAUCAGGCCGAAAGCGUUUCAGCUGCAGGAAGUGCUUUGUCAGGAGCUGGAGCUCAAUACUCUACGAGUUCAAACCGGUACGCGUUGGUGUGUGGAUUGGGAGUUGCAGCUGCUGGGGUCAGCCCGCAGUCGCUUCAUCAAGUGCCCCAGGGACUUCCGCAUUGCCGUAGGCGACAGCAUAGUCAUCAGUUUGCCUCCAGAAGAAACAGGCAUUGUGGUCAAGGCAUACAUGGGAGAUGGUGGAGCUCUCUCCAAGCCAAGCAUUGAGCAAGUGCAAGUUCAGAAGGGCAAGCGAGGGAAGCAGGUCAUCCAGGCCUUGUCUGGUGGUGUCGCAGAUGGUGCUGCAGGUGCAGCAGGCAACGAACUGGUCCCAAAGGCUCCAGCAGAUCCAAAACCAGCAAACAAGCGGCCACAAAGCGGAGUGUCCCACCGAACUGCACGCCUUCACGUGGAUCGUCGUCUUGUCUUCGUUGGGCAGAAGGAAGGGACCUGCACCCUCUUCACUGAGCUUAGCUGGGAGCAUCAGGAAGAGCUGUUGGCCCAGGGCAUGUUUCCCACACCUGCCGCGGAGGCAUCUGUGGGAAGGAUUGGGCCUUUGCAGAUCACAGUGCAAAAAAGUUCGCCGCAAGUCCCAGAGCUGCAGAAAGCGAAGGGCUUUCUAUGGUGGACUGGAAGCAAGUGGGCUGCAAAGCAGAUGAAGUCGAAGCCGCAGCCGGAGACUCGCCCAAAGACGCCCGCUGAGAUGCAACAGAACCAAUCUAGCUGGGCCCGAGCCCCGCCCAAGAGGCCUUGA